This is a messenger RNA of Musa acuminata AAA Group (dessert banana), 2340 nucleotides long. RefSeq lists its product as uncharacterized. NCBI's taxonomy places the organism in Eukaryota, Viridiplantae, Streptophyta, Magnoliopsida, Zingiberales, Musaceae. Gene Ontology annotation, molecular function: RNA-DNA hybrid ribonuclease activity; nucleic acid binding. The record is from RefSeq and is a predicted model, not a curated record. The coding region runs from base 1 to 2340 and encodes 779 amino acids. Gene Ontology annotation, biological process: DNA integration. The transcript is spliced from 5 exons.
AUGGAGGUCUACGUGGACGACAUGAACAUGAAAAGCCAAGAGGCAAGAACACACCUGGCCGAGGCCUUCGCCACGCUGCGCAAGUUCGGCAUGCGGCUCAACCCCACGAAGUGCGCUUUCGGCGUCACUUCCGGGAAGUUCCUUGGGUUCAUCGUGCACGAGAGAGGAAUCGACGCCAACCCGGAGAAGGUUCAAACAAUAAUCAACAUGCAGUCCCCCUGGACGGUUAAAGACCUGCAGCGACUUAACGGAAGACUUGUCGCUCUCUCUCGCUUCCUCGCCCGAUCGGGCGAUCGCUGCCUCCCACUCCUCAAGGCGCUCAAAAGCCCGAAGAACUUCCAAUGGACAUCAGAAUGCGAGGAAGCUUUUAAACAAAUAAAACAGCACAUGGCCAGCCUUCCCCGGCUCGCCUCUGUCUCCCCGGGCGAGAAGCUUGGCCUCUACUUGGCGGCCUCUGUUAGGACUCUAGCUUGGAGAGUCCUAAUUGAGAGGGACAUUCAUGAAAACUCCGGCCAACAACUCCCGAUCUACUACGUCAGCCACGUCCUAAGUGGACCUAAGGAGCGUUACCCGCCGAUAGAGAAACUCGCGCUCGCCCUGGUGCUCUCAGCUCGGAAGUUGCGCCCCUACUUCCAGGUCUUAACAAAAUUUGAUGUUGCAGGACGGCUCCUCAAAUGGGCGGUGGAGCUCGGCGAACAUGACAUAAGGUACUCGCCCAGGACCGCUGUCAAGGCCCAGGUGGUAGCCGACUUCAUUGCGGAGCUGACGCAGUUGGAGGACGUAGAUCUCAAGCAGGCUCCCGAAGCUUGGACCCUACACGUCGAUAGCUCGGCCAACUCAAGGGGCGCCGGCGUUGGGCUGGUCCUCCUCGCCCCUGACGGACGCUCGUUCGAGCGAUCCCUUCGCUUCGGGUUCAAAGCCACCAACAACGAGGCGGAGUACGAGGCGCUCCUAGCAGGACUAAGGCUGGCCCUCGAGAUGCAGGUGGCCGCGAUACGCGUCCUCACCGAAUCGCAACUUGUGGCCGAGCAGCUUAACGGCGGAUACGAAGCUCGGGACGCAACCAUGGAGAACGAGCGAGCCGACGCACUGGCUAAGCUGGCGUCGAAACCGACCUCCGAAGCAUGGCCAGAGGUUGAGGAGCUCCCUGCCCGCGCCAUCGAAAUAACAAUUACAGCCCUAGGCGGCGCGCCGACCACGUGGGUACAAGAGCUGCUACGCUUCAAGCGGGAUGGAACCCUUCCCCUCGACGAAGUUGCAGCUCGGCGCCUGCGUCGUAUGCACGCAUGGUACACCGUGGAGUGUGGCCACCUCUACAAACGGUCCUUCACCUAUCCCCUCCUGCGAUGUUUAGAGCCUGACGAAGCCCAGAUGGUCCUAACCGAAACCCACGAGGGGGUAUGCGGCGAGCACAUCGGCGGGCGAACCUUGGCGCACACGAUACUCCGUCAUGGCUACUACUGGCCGACCAUGUGCCGGGACGCCAAAGCCUACUGGGGUUUGGACCUGCUCGGACCCUUCCCACCAGCCUCUGGACAGCAGAAGUACAUAAUCGCGGGGGUGGACUAUUUCACAAAGUGGGUCGAGGCUGAACCACUGGCGACAAUCACGGAACAUCGAAUGGAGAAGUUCGUGUGGAAGAACCUAGUAACUCGGUUCGGGUUACCCAAGGCCAUUAUCACAGACAAUGGACCUCAGUUUGCUGGCAGAAGAUUCCGGGAGUUCUGUGCCGAUCAUGGCAUCCAACUGAGGUUCAGUUCGGUGGCCCAUCCUCAGACCAACGGGCUAGCGGAGGUAACCAACCGAUCCGUCCUGGACGGACUCAAAAGAAGAGUGUCCGCAGCCCGAUCGACCUGGACAGACGAGCUCCCCAACGUGCUGUGGUCGCUGCGCACCACUCCCAAAACCGCAACCAGAGAAUCCCCGUACAGCCUCGCAUUCGGAACUGAAGCUGUCCUGCCACCUGAGGUGGCCAUCACCACCCUCCGAACACGAAGCUACGACGAAAAGGCCUCGGACAAAGGACUUCGAGCAGCCCUCGAUUUGCUGGAGGAGCGGCACGCCAAUGCACAUGUAAGAGCCCUCUCGUAUAAAAGAGCAGUCGUAAGGAUUUACAACCAAAGGGUCCGACCCCGACCCAUCAAACUAGGCGACUUGGUCCUACGGAGGACCGAGGUCAGCGACCCGACCAGGGCAAGAGGCAAGUUAGCUCCAAACUGGGAAGGCCCAUACCGGGUGGCCGAAGUCAUCAGAAUCGGAACAUUCCGACUCACCACAAUGAUGGGUCAUCCCCUGCCAAGGACUUGGAACGCCCAAAAUCUCAAAAAAUACUUCCCGUAA